GGCAGGUGGUAGUCAACGCCAAAAAAAUGAAAAGAUGGCUGCGAAAUUUGGGUAUAGCAAAGCGAUAUGACCUUCGGCCUGCGCGACUUUUUUUACCGCAACAGCAAGCGAACAAGGAGAAUCUGUUUAUCAUCAUCAUCUUCUUCUUCUUCUUCUUCUUCUUUUCUUUUUCGUCAUUGUUAUCGGUCCUUUCAUCCAUCUACUGUAUUUUCUCAUUUUAUUUUUAAAUUUGCAGUAGUUAUAUUUAAGCUUGUCUUCUUCCAUAUAAAUCGAUUAAUUGGUUAAUCUGAGAGAAAUUCGGUUGGGAUAAGAUUACUAUUUGCAGUAAUUUUCCCUUGUUAAUACUACUACAUAAGCACAUACCUCUUAUAAACACAAGAACAAGGAAAGUAGUGAUCGAUCCGACGGAAAAUGGUAAAGGAGACAGAGUACUACGACGUGCUUGGGGUCAGCCCCACCGCCACUGAGGCGGAGAUCAAGAAAGCUUAUUACAUCAAGGCACGACAGGUUCAUCCAGAUAAAAAUCCCAAUGAUCCUCUUGCUGCACAAAAUUUCCAGGUUUUGGGGGAGGCAUACCAAGUGUUGAGUGAUCCUGCUCAACGGCAAGCAUAUGAUGCUUAUGGGAAAUCUGGAAUUUCAACUGAAGCAAUUAUUGAUCCUGCAGCAAUUUUUGCAAUGCUUUUUGGUAGUGAACUUUUUGAGGACUACAUAGGACAGCUUGCCAUGGCUUCGAUGGCUUCAUUAGACAUUUUCACAGAGGGAGAACAGUUUGAUACAAAAAAACUACAAGAAAAAAUGAGGGUUGUUCAGAAGGAGAGAGAAGAAAAGCUUGCCCAGAUAUUGAAAGAUCGACUUAACCAAUAUGUGCAAGGGAACACAAAGGAGUUCAGUUGUCAUGCUGAAGCUGAAGUAACUAGGCUCUCAAAUGCAGCAUAUGGUGUUGAUAUGUUGAAUACAAUUGGUUAUAUUUAUGCAAGACAAGCGGCCAAGGAGCUUGGAAAGAAAGCCUUAUAUUUGGGUGUGCCAUUCAUUGCGGAAUGGUUUAGAAACAAAGGCCACUUCAUCAAAUCCCAAGUAACUGCAGCAACAGGCGCCAUCGCCCUGAUCCAGCUUCAGGAAGACAUGAAGAAACAGCUCAGUGCAGAGGGGAACUAUACCGAGGAAGAGCUCGAGGAAUAUAUGCAAUCCCACAAGAAGUUAAUGAUUGAUUCCUUGUGGAAGCUUAACGUUGCUGAUAUUGAGGCCACUCUUUCCCGUGUUUGUCAGAUGGUUCUUCAAGAUAACACUGUCAAGAAAGAAGAGCUCCGUGCACGAGCUAAGGGGUUGAAAACUCUUGGUAAAAUCUUCCAGAGGGUGAAGUCAUCCAACGGAAGUGAGAGUGACCCUGUGCUAGAUGGUACCCUGCACAAACUGAAUGGAAGUGAAGUGAGCCAUGACAUAUCUUGUCCUAGCACAUCACCAAAAUCUAGAAAUCUGGAAGAGCCAUCUUAUAGUACAUUGGCAUCGCAG
This is a messenger RNA of Jatropha curcas, 1509 nucleotides long. The record is from RefSeq and is a predicted model, not a curated record. NCBI's taxonomy places the organism in Eukaryota, Viridiplantae, Streptophyta, Magnoliopsida, Malpighiales, Euphorbiaceae.